CACUUUCUGAGCAUCCAGUCAUCUUACAGAUUGUCUGAAAGUAACAGACUGAGAUGGGUGCUUUCAUGAAGCUCUUGCUCUUGGCAGUUUGUGCUAUCUGGGUUUUGCCAGGCCUGGCAAUGGCAGGCAUUACCAGGCACUACAAGUUUAAUAUCGUGAUGCAAAAUGUUACAAGAUUGUGCCAAACGAAGAGCAUCGUAACUGUCAAUGGCCAAUUUCCAGGGCCUCGAAUCGUAGCAAGGGAGGGUGAUCGUCUCUUAAUCAAGGUUGUCAACAAAGUCAAGCACAAUGUCACUCUUCACUGGCAUGGCGUUCGGCAACUAAGAAGUGGAUGGGCAGAUGGACCCGCCUAUAUCACACAGUGCCCAAUUCAAACAGGCCAAUCCUAUGUAUACAACUUCAGCAUUACUGGCCAAAGAGGAACCUUGUUUUGGCAUGCCCACAUCUCCUGGCUUAGAGCAACUUUGUAUGGACCAAUUGUUAUUCUUCCCAAGAAACAUGUUCCUUAUCCUUUUCCCCAGCCCUUUAAAGAAAUUCCCAUCGUUUUCGGAGAAUGGUGGAAAGCGGACACUGAGAAAAUUAUCAGCCAAGCCUUGCAAUCUGGAGGAACACCAAAUAUUUCUGAUGCUUUUACCAUUAAUGGUCUCCCUGGACCUUCUUACAACUGCUCAGCUAAAGACACAUUCAAGCUGAAGGUGAAGCCUGGAAAAACAUACCUCCUCCGCAUGGUUAAUGCAGCACUCAACGAUGAGCUUUUCUUCAGCAUCGCCAACCACUCUUUAACGGUGGUGGAAACUGAUGCAGUGUACGUGAAACCCAUAAAAACUAACGUCGUACUCAUCACUCCUGGACAAACCACCAAUGUCCUUCUCAAAGCCAAAUCCAAGGUGCCUACUGCAAUUUUUGCCAUCGCUGCAAGGCCUUAUGCCACUGGCCCAGCUACCUUCGACAACACAACAACAAUUGGAAUUCUUGAAUACGAACAGCCUUCUUCCUCUAAAAUCAAAAACAGGAAAUUCCCUCUCCUCAAACCUGUACUUCCAAGGUUUAAUGACACAAAAUUUUCCAUGAAAUUUAGCAGUAAAAUCCGUAGCUUGGCCUCUGCCAAAUUCCCUGCUAAUGUCCCCAAGAAAGUGAACAGACGCUUCUUCUUCACUGUGGGGUUAGGAUUGAGCCAGUGUCUAAAGAACCAAACUUGCCAGGGACCAAAUAAUACAAGGCUAGCAGCUUCAAUCAACAAUGUGUCCUUCGUGCAGCCAAAUAUUGCUUUACUUCAAGCUCACUUCUUUAAGAAAUCGAAAGGCGUAUACACAACAGAUUUUCCCACCAACCCACCAUUCAAAUUCAACUACACGGGGACACCACCGAAAAACCUGUUGGUAAACAGCGGCACAAAAGUUGUAGUCCUGCCUUUUAAAACGAACGUCGAGCUAGUUAUGCAGGACACCAGCAUCUUUGGCGCAGAGAGCCACCCUCUUCACCUUCAUGGCUUUAACUUCUUUGUGGUUGGUCAAGGCAUUGGCAACUUCAACCCCAAAAAAGACCGUGCCAAGUUCAACCUGGUUGACCCUGCUGAGAGGAACACUGUGGGCGUCCCAUCUGGUGGGUGGGUUGCCAUUCGUUUUCUUGCAGAUAAUCCAGGGGUUUGGUUUAUGCAUUGCCAUCUGGAAGUACACACCAGUUGGGGCUUGAAGAUGGCGUGGAUUGUGAAGGAUGGAAAGAGGCCAAGGCAGAAACUUCCACCUCCACCGUCUGAUCUGCCAAAAUGUUGAACUUGAAUUUGAAAAAAAAAUUUUGAAUUUUAUGAUUAUGUUGCCCUGUCCCCUAAAGGAGGCGGGUGGGGAUUUUGGUUAGGGAUUUACCUAUCACGUUUGUAAUAGCCAAUUAUUAAUUCAAUCAAACAAAAGCUUCGAGA
Mangifera indica (mango) is the source of this 1915-nucleotide messenger RNA. Its product is annotated as laccase-17-like. Bases 54 to 1772 code for a protein of 572 amino acids. Gene Ontology annotation, biological process: lignin catabolic process. The record is from RefSeq and is a predicted model, not a curated record. Gene Ontology annotation, molecular function: copper ion binding; hydroquinone:oxygen oxidoreductase activity. The transcript has 6 exons. Gene Ontology annotation, cellular component: apoplast. Lineage: Eukaryota; Viridiplantae; Streptophyta; Magnoliopsida; Sapindales; Anacardiaceae.